UUGAGGUCUUUCAGACUUUCAGUUAGUCGAUUUAGUUAUUAACUAUUUUCUUUAAUAUGCCUCAGCCGAAAUGGUACGGAAAAUCUCUUUCGGCAUUGUGCAUGGAAAAUAUCGUCGAUAACAUGGAGAAAUGGACGACAUUGCGUAGCUCGGAGGAUGUUUCCUGUCAAUUUUUUCAUCUGCCUUCACAUUGUCUGGAGUACAUGACUGAAUGUCUUUUGAAAGACUACUCGAUAACAGAGGACAUGUUUGAUUUACUUUUAAGCCCACACAUGAAAGUUCUGGAUUUAUCACAACUGGGCACUGGACGUGAUGCAGAAAGAAAUCUUCGCAUCGUUCGUCUAGCAUCUGACAGAUGUUUGCAACUCACUACACUGAAGAUUCAUGAUAACCGUGUUGCUUUUUCUGAAGGACAGAGAAAUUUUGAAGUAGAAGAGUCUUUUGCUUGUAUUUUGCAGCGUUUUGAGUUCUUGCAAAUUCUUGAUUUAUCUUCCACAAUUUAUGGUGCAUGUUGCAUGCUCAAACUUGGAUCAACUUGUAAACCAAAACUAAGGGAGUUGCUAGUUGAUUGCUGCCCUGGUGUAACUGAUUCUGUAGUUGAAGUUUUUUGUAACGGCCAAAGUUCCCUUCAGAAAUUAUCAGUUAAUGGAACGGAAGUGACUCAUUCCGGAAUUCGAUUUGCUAUCGAACAUUUACCAGAGCUGAAAGAAUUAAAUUGCGACAAUGAGUCUGAUAUCCUCAAAGCUUUUCGUAGAAUUCGUAAAGAAACCAGAGAAUCAAAAAAAUAUUCCUUGACCCAGUUGUUUAUGCGGACCUUGAUCUUGUUGACUCGGCCAUACAUAGUCCCCUAUAAAAAAGGCAGCGUUUCAUUGAUGGUUGACAUGUGUCCGUCGAUCGUCGAUCUUUUUUUUAGUGUUAACGACAAAGGAUUUACGAAUGAGGAGUUAUUAGGUUUUCGAGAACUUAAACAACUAAAAAAUCUCGGAAUUGGGUCGUCAGUCUCUGUUCGUGGCGGAGUAAUUCCUCUUCUACAAGCUCGUGGCCAUACACUUGAAACGUUAUCUUUAUCGAUGGAAGUAACGAGUGAAGAAGUCUUUCUAAUCAUCGAGAGCUGCCCGAACAUUCGCCGUUUGCGACUUGUUUUAGAAAGUACCGAUCUGAUGGAUACUCCCGAACCGGUGGUAGAUGACCGCGUCCACUCUUCUCUUUGUUCCCCAAAGGAAGUAUUUCCGUUAAGGAUGCUGGAAGUCAUCUCUCUGUCUUCUGACCUUUUUUUUUCUCCAAACCCCAUCUUCGCUAUUUCACGCAAAUUGUUGCUAUUGCUUUUGUCUUCCCCUACUCUUACAGUGAUUUGCAUAGAAAAGUGUUUUACUCUUGAUGACCAGAUCAUCGAGGAAGCUUGCGCUAGAAACAGUUUCAAGUAUUUGACCAAGUUAAACUUUUACGGUUGUUCUAAUGUGAGCCAGAAAGGCAUCGAUUUCUUCCUGAACGAAGCGAAUCCUUUGGACGAAAUUUCUGUAGAAUACUGUGGAAAUGUGAACUUUGAUCGUUUGAAAAUGAUGGUAGAAGAGAAGCACUGGAAUGUCAAGUGGAAUGUUUAAGAUCAGAGGUGAUUACAGUAAGAAAAUGCGAUCCAAUGUUGUUUUUUUUUAACUUUCGUCGUUUUUCCUGCCCAAACACUUAUUUCCUUAUGUUUAUACUAUAUGCUUUCAUAAAAUCCUCACCUGGAACUCUCAUAAGAUUCUUCAUCUGCUGUACACGAGUCAAGGUUAAAUAGUCACGGAAUCCAAUA
Molecule: messenger RNA, 1792 nt
Organism: Daphnia pulicaria
Lineage: Eukaryota; Metazoa; Arthropoda; Branchiopoda; Diplostraca; Daphniidae
Exons: 5
Coding region: 57-1601 (514 amino acids)
Biological process (GO): SCF-dependent proteasomal ubiquitin-dependent protein catabolic process
Cellular component (GO): SCF ubiquitin ligase complex
Source: RefSeq, a predicted model, not a curated record